Messenger RNA from Ostertagia ostertagi, 531 nucleotides. NCBI's taxonomy places the organism in Eukaryota, Metazoa, Nematoda, Chromadorea, Rhabditida, Trichostrongylidae. The record is from the annotation of a GenBank genome assembly.
AUGCUUGGUUUCUUUGUGACAAUUAUUGUCGGAAGAUGGAAUCAGAUCUUCAGUAACAUGGGGUGGAUUGAAAACACCGCACUUCUAACUGCGACGUAUCUGCGAGGAAGCGAUGAGAAGAGUCGUAUGAUGCGAAGAAAUGUAAUUCGUUAUAUGGUCUUGACCCAGGUUCUGAUCUACCGUGAUAUCAGUAUGCAGGUCCGACGACGGCUUCCCACUCUCGAUACCGUAGUGGCAUCCGGUUUCAUGACGGAGGCAGAGCGCGACAAGUACUUGGCAUACAAUAACAAAUACACAAAAGUGUUCCUGCCGAUACAGUGGUGCUACACGGUGGUCUACGAAGCACGUAUGUCUGGAAAAUUAAGCUGUGAUCUGAUGAUGAAUGAAAUACUCAAGAAUGUAUCGGAGUUUCGACAGAGUCUGGCAAAACUGUGUAACUUCGAUUGGGUGCCCAUACCACUAGUUUAUCCACAGGUGGGUCAUUCUUUGGCGAUUUCAUCAGGACCAAACGCAAUCAAUCUCACAGCUUGA